AUGUCAUCACCGAAUAAACCUCCGGCGGAAGCCGUGCGAUCACCGUCGGCGGUCCUUCGCCAGCCUGCCUCCCCGCGCUUCCCUUCCGGCACGCCCUCCGGGUCCCAACGAAAGAUCGCGAUUGCCGUGGAUCUCAGCGAUGAGAGCGCUUUCGCCGUGAAGUGGGCUGUUCAUAACUACCUUCGUCCGGGCGAUGCUGUUGUCCUCCUCCACGUCCGGCCCACCUCCGUACUUUACGGCGCCGAUUGGGGUGCAACCGAUGUCUCUGUUGACGCGGCUGAUGAGAAAUCUCAGCAGGAGCUCGAGGACGAUUUCGAUAAUUUCACCACCACUAAGGCGAAUGAAUUGGCGCAGCCCUUGGUGGAGGCGAAUAUUCCGUUCAAGAUACGUAUAGUGAAAGAUCAUGAUAUGAAGGAGAGGCUGUGUUUGGAAGUGGAGAGGCUCGGGUUGAGUGCGGUGAUCAUGGGAAGCCGAGGAUUUGGGGCGUCGAGGAGGAGCGCGAAAGGGAGGCUUGGGAGUGUGAGUGAUUACUGUGUGCAGCACUGCGUGUGCCCAAUUGUGGUGGUGAGGUAUCCCGAUGAGAAAGAUGGGGGCUUUGCUAAUGCUGCUGGUAUUGGCAAUGGGGGUUCAGCUAAGGCGGUCGAUAAGGAUGAUUUGAGUCUGCAUCCAGUGCCCGAGGAGCCGGAGUACCAUGAUGCUUCAGACAAAACUACAGAUUUGGAUAAAACUUCUUGA
Fraxinus pennsylvanica is the source of this 735-nucleotide messenger RNA. NCBI's taxonomy places the organism in Eukaryota, Viridiplantae, Streptophyta, Magnoliopsida, Lamiales, Oleaceae. The record is from the annotation of a GenBank genome assembly.